Paramecium octaurelia is the source of this 1382-nucleotide messenger RNA. Lineage: Eukaryota; Ciliophora; Oligohymenophorea; Peniculida; Parameciidae. The record is from the annotation of a GenBank genome assembly.
AUGAACAUAUUCCUAUACUCCCUUCUGAUUGUCCUUGUCUUCUGUGGACAAGAGCAAGGUACCUUCCUACAAGACCAAAGUACUACAACACAAGAAAAUAAACUCUACACAAUAAAGUUAAAGGAAACACAUACGAUCGUAUUCAAUUCGUCCCUACUCAAAAUAGGUGUCAGCCAAGGAAAUGUAUGACUUUUUAACUACCAAAUAAACCUACUUCAGAUAAUAGACUCCAAUUGAUGUUUAGGAAAUAGAAUUUGGAGACUAUGUGCCAAAACCAUAAUAAACUUCAGAGAAGAGAUAGGCAGAUCUCAAAUUACAUAAUUUCAAGAAUACUUAAUUUACUGGACCAAUCACUGUGGGUGAUCAAGAAUUCUAGGUUAUUUUCGAUACUGGAUCUGCCAAUUUCUGGAUUGAUUCUGUGAAAUGCAAAAAUGAAGGAUGCAAAUAACACACGCAAUACAAACCAAGUUUUAGAUCUAAACAUCUUGGAUAUGCCUUGAAUGUCCAAUUCGGUACUGGAGAUUUGAAUGGAGAAGUCAAUUCAGAUGUAGUCAAAUUAGGAGAAAUAGAAGUUGAAGAUUAAAAUAUUGCAGAAAUAGUUGAAGAAAACGGUGCGGUGUUCUAAAAUGUAUUAUCAAUCGCAUCAAUAUUUUAAGUCUGGAUUCGAUGGCAUUGUGGGUUUAGCAUAUCCUUCCAUGGCGGCUUAUAACUUGAAUCCGUUGUUUGAUAACAUCAUGAAACAGAAGAAAUUACAAUCCAAUUAAUUCUCAUUCUACAUGAGCAACAAAGUUAACAGUUACGAAUCACAACUUACUUUUGGGGGCUAUGACGUUACCAAACUUGACGGUCCAGUUCAUUAUCAUCCUGUCAUUGAUAAAUAUUAUUGGACGAUCAAAGCUGAGAACAUUCUAGUCAAUGGUCAGGAUUAAGGAUUCUGUCCCAAAGGUUGCAAAGUUGUCGCUGAUACUGGUACUUCCUUAAUUACUGGUCCAUAUGAUGACCUAAUGAAAUUGCUAGGUAAAUUAACAUCAAUACAGUGAUUUAAGAUCUCACCAAUAUCGAUGAUAAUUGCUCUAAUUUGAAGGAAUUACCCACUCUCACAUUCAGAAUCGAUGGAGUCAACUAUUAUCUCGAGGCCAAAGAUUACAUUAUGGAGUUGAAAGAAGAUGGAACUGAAAUUCCUUUGAGUAAUGAAGUGUCAGCCUCUGCCUUCAUUGAAGGAUCUGCUAAACAAUGCAUUGGCGCAUUUAUGCCUUUAGACAUCCCAGAUCCUCAGGGUCCAGCUUGGAUUCUAGGAGACAUCUUCCUUACAAAAUACUUGAGCAUUUAUGACAGAGACGUUAACAUGGUGGGAUUUGGUAAGGCUAAACAUUGACAAAUCA